CUCUCAUAAUACAAUGUCUGGCAAAAGAUCAAGCGGCAGAAACAAUAACAACGAAGAUUUCAGCCUCAAACUUCGAGAGCUUCUUUCAACUAACAACAAGAAGAAAAGAAAUGCAGCUAAGCUUCUGGAUGAGACAUGCAAUCACGUUAAUAUGCUUAACGAAGAGGUGGAUGAUCUAGGCAAUCGGAUAUCGGAGUUACUGAAUUCGUCGGAGGCCGAAAGCAGCAUUAAUGCAAAAAUACUUAGACAACUCCUAAAACAAUGAUCACUGCAAAUUUUGUUCUUACAUUUCCCUACACUUAUAUGCUUCAAGUAUUGUAAUACAUAUAUAUAUA
Molecule: messenger RNA, 335 nt
Organism: Hibiscus syriacus
Lineage: Eukaryota; Viridiplantae; Streptophyta; Magnoliopsida; Malvales; Malvaceae
Product: transcription factor PRE3-like
Exons: 2
Coding region: 14-265 (83 amino acids)
Molecular function (GO): protein dimerization activity
Source: RefSeq, a predicted model, not a curated record